Messenger RNA from Adineta steineri, 1299 nucleotides. The record is from the annotation of a GenBank genome assembly. NCBI's taxonomy places the organism in Eukaryota, Metazoa, Rotifera, Eurotatoria, Adinetida, Adinetidae.
AUGAUAAAAGAUAUUGCUCAGUCGAUUACUGGAAAUCAAAACUUUCUCAAAUUACAAAAUAAUAUCAACGGUUCACGAUUGAACAAUGUUGAUGUUACUAAUUCUCGACAAAUACAAUCAAAAAAAAUACAAAACUAUUAUCCAUUUCGUUCUGUUGACUAUCAACGAGUAAAUAAUCGUACGAAUAAAUCACGUCUAUCUAAUAAAAAACAAACACAUAAUUUGGCACCAAAUUCAGGUUAUUUAUAUAUACGAAAUGGAACACAUAUCGCUAAUGAACAAAAAACUCACGAAUAUUGCCGAUAUAGAACUGCGACAAAUCGGGCUCCGAUAAAAAUGUCUGAUGCUUAUAAGUAUCAAUUUCCUUUUUCAUGCUAUUCACAAAUAACCAAACAAAAUGAGAAUGAAUAUUCAAGAUAUCGAGAUUCUCAAGAUUCACGUAAAAAAUCCAUCGAUGAAUAUCAAAAUAAAAAUUUAAAACCUCAUAAAAUAUGCCGAUCAUUAGCGUAUGAUAACGAUCAUCAGCGUUUUCCUAUUCCUGAUAAUCGAGUUUUAUGGAAUACAAUAUUUCCUGAUUAUACACCAUAUGAAUAUACAACUGAAAAAAUUCAACGUAAUCCACGAGCAGAUCCAGCUGAUCCAUUGAAAAUAGAAAAAUUUAAUCAACUUGAUAAGAAAAUUGAUCGAAGAAGUUUUACUGGACAAUACUAUGUUGAUCCAAAAACAAAUCGACCACGAAAUCCAAAUGGAAGAACAGGAAUGACAGGUCGUGGUCGUCUAUAUUAUUGGGGUCCAAAUCAUGCUGGUGAUCCAGUUGUUACUCGUUGGCUUCGUGAUGAAAAUGGUUCAAUUGUUUAUCGUCGAAACAAUGCUCGUGAUUCUCUAAAACCGGUUCUUGAAUUCGUAGCUAUUCUUAGACAAGAUAGAAAACAAUGGGCUCUACCCGGAGGUAUGGUUGAUCCUGGAGAACAUAUAUCUGAAACAGUAAAACGUGAAUUUCAAGAAGAAGCAUUACGAGAUGGUGUUGAUAAAACUUGUAUAGAUCAAUUAUUUUCUAAUGGAGUUAAACUAUUUGAAUCUUAUGUUGACGAUCCAAGAAAUACAGAUAAUGCAUGGAUAGAAACUGUUGCUGUAAAUUUUCAUGAUGAAACAGGUCAAUUAACUAAACAACUUCAUUUAAAUGCGGGUGAUGAUGCGGAAAAGGUUGUCUGGCGUUCAAUUGAUAGAAACCUUGAAUUAUAUGCAUGUCAUAAAGAUAUUCUAGAAAUCGUUGUAGAUCGAUUUAAUGCAUAUUGGUAA